Molecule: messenger RNA, 1570 nt
Organism: Ceraceosorus guamensis
Lineage: Eukaryota; Fungi; Basidiomycota; Exobasidiomycetes; Ceraceosorales; Ceraceosoraceae
Exons: 3
Coding region: 348-1538 (396 amino acids)
Source: RefSeq, a predicted model, not a curated record
UUCAUGCUGCUGCUCCGGGUUUGUCGCCUCUUCUAGCGCGGCCAUCAGCUACGCGAGCAGCUCGUGUCUUGUACACGGAACAGGGUUGGCAGGGGAUUUAGAUGGGAGUCAGGACCUCCAUGACCGAUCGCCUGCUCCGACUCGUGAGCUCGAUGCUGCUGGUACGCUGGAUCUAGCCAGAUCAUGCAACAAAGGCGCCGCCGUGCCGCGCAUACACACGACGAAGGACGGCUUGUGCUGCUCGACCGACGAGCAGCUCUCUACCUAUCGCGGCUUCCAACCAUCACAAGCAUACCCUUUUCAGCUGUCAUCGUGGAUCGCUGAACGCGGCAAGACGGUGGACGAAGAUGUGCUCGUCGCGUACACCCUCUUUCGAGGCAAUUUUCAUGGCUGCUGAAGUGGGACCAAAACCAGCACACGGCAGCGUGGGCCCUGAAGCGUUCUGUUUCGGUGCCAGUCGACGACCAGUAAGACUGCGUCCAGCAGAGUCCCAAAGCAGAACCACCUCCAACAAUUCGCGAGGCCUGCAUCACAGACCCAUGACAUCGCCCUUCACUACGCCUUCCAGAUCCUUUCAUUACCGGGAUGCCUUGCUUCCUGGUGAGGAGCUACUUGUGAACCCGUCUGGCUCGAUUCCAUCUGCAUCCUUGGCGAGCGUGGAGGCGCAUACAGCCCCACCGCUUCAGCUCAGAAACCAAGACCUCCAGUCAAAGAAUGUCGCCCACGAUCCACACGCUUUUGCGUAUUCGUCCUUGGAAUUCUCGCAAGAUGAAUCGGACCAGCAACUCUCUCUCGUACAUUCGAACGAUUCGCUCACAGAGAGCGCGACAAGCAGCUACUCCGCUCGAACGUAUCAAACCGCUGCAGUGAUGGUCAAAUCUCGUGACAGGAGCAGCUCCGAUCUUUCGAGCUUUCUCGGCGCGUACCGUUCCACGUCCCGUGCUCAAGCACAAACAAUUCCCGGAACUGCACCGCAUGAGUCGCAAAGUGCAUUGGGACCUGGCGGCUUCGAAGGAAUUGUCGCCGAUAGGUCUUUGAAGCGUCGCUCCAGCGCGCCCGGACCAUCGGUCAAUCCACUCGAGCUCUGCUCCGGCGAAGACGAGCUGUGCGAACAGCCGGCUUCAAUAUUUGGUCAAGACAUUUCACUUGAUUCAUCGUGCUUUUCAAGUCCUUCGGCGCCGUGGACCACUGCAGACGCCAACGCCGGCCCGAAAAACUCCAUCAGCUUUGCGGAUCGCGUGGCCUUUGCGACACCAAAGGGCAGCGAGGAUGGACUGCUGUGCGAGAGCGACUCGUCCAUCGGCUCUCGAUCUCCCUCCCCAACUCCAGAAGGAGCACAUCGGAAUGCCACUAUUUUGACACCCGGCAAAUCCAUGUUUCCGCUACGAAGCGCGGCAAAUGAAGGCGAAGACAUCUCCAGAGACGGAGGAACACCCUUCCGCGUUGCACCUGAUGUCGAGUGUAGUGGGUCAAUCGCAGCGCUGAGCGAUCGCAGCUGCCAAUUCACGCUUGCCUUGGGUCUCUUCCCGCAUAGAUGAUGUCCAAAAAUCCGAGCAGAAGAGGGCAAUCG